CAACAACAAAAACAACAAAAAUAAAAAAUUCUCCCUCAAGAUCGGAGUUUUUUUUAUUUUUGUUUUUUAUUUUUUUGCUUCAAGAGAGGAGAGCACAACUUAAGUCAAAAUGAGACGGUGGACGCUAAAACUGCGAGCACAAAUUGUGUUUUUUAUCAUCGGCACCUGCAUCAUAUGCCAGUGUGGACUAAUAAACGGGGAAAUCUGCCAGAGUAAGGACAUCCGGAACAAUGUGACCAACCUCCAGUCGUUGGAGAACUGCACCAUCAUCGAGGGCCACCUGAAGAUUCUCCUCAUGUUUAAGACCAAGACUGAGGACUUCCGGGGUCUCAGCUACCCAAAGCUACGAGUGGUGACCGACUACGUGCUGCUGUUCAGGGUCUACGGCCUCGAGACCCUGAGCGAUCUUUUCCCCAACCUGACGGUGAUCCGCGGAAACAACCUCUUCUUCAACUACGCUCUUGUCCUUUAUGAGAUGCUGCAGCUGAAGGAGGUGGGCCUCUACAGUCUCAUGAAUAUCACCCGGGGUGCCGUGAGGAUCGAGAAGAAUCCAGACCUGUGCUACCUGGCCACCCUUGACUGGUCCAAGAUCCUGGACUCGGUGGAGGACAACUACAUCGUGGCCAAUAAGAAUGACAGAGAGUGUGGAGAUGUGUGUCCCGGCACGGCCCAAGGUCAGACCAUCUGCUCACAGAACACCAUCAACGGACACUUCAGGGGACGGUGCUGGUCACAAAACCAGUGCCAGAGAAUGUGCUUGGACAACUGUAAGCAUGGUGCGUGUAGCCUCCAGGGCCAGUGCUGUCAUGACCAGUGCCUGGGCGGUUGUUCUGAGCCAGGUAAUGCAAGUAGCUGUGUGGCAUGCCGGAAUCUCCAGCAUGGGAAUACCUGCAUGGAGAAGUGUCCUCCUGGAUACUAUGUCUUCAGGGGCUGGCGCUGUGUCAGCUUCUCCUUCUGCCAGGAGCUCCACAAUCAGUGUAAGCAGACUAAGAAGUUGAACCAGGACCGGGAGUCGGGCUGCUCCGAAUACGUCAUCCACAACGGGGCCUGUAUUCAAGAGUGUCCUUCUGGAUACACCACUAUCAACUCCACUACGUUGACCUGUUCACCAUGUGCAGGCCUCUGUCCUAAACUGUGUGUGGGAAAUAAGACGAUUGACUCAGUAACUUCAGCCCAGGCUUUGAGAGGCUGCACUGUUCUCCACGGCAACAUGAUCAUCAAGAUCCGAGGAGGGAACAACAUUGCUGCUGAGUUGGAGGCUAGCUUGGGCCAGAUUGAGGAGAUCACAGGCUACCUGACUGUUCGCAGAGCUUACGCCCUGGUGUCCCUCUCCUUCCUCCGCAAACUGCGCAUCAUCAGGGGGGAACAUCUUGAGGGAGAUAACUACGCCUUCUAUGCGCUGGACAACCAGAACCUGCGUGAGCUGUGGGAUUGGUCCAAGCACAACUUGACCAUUCAGCGUGGUCGUGCAUUCUUCCACUAUAACUCCAAACUGUGCAUGUCUGAAAUCAGAAAGAUGGAGGAGGUAACGGGAACCAAGGAGCGCAACCAAAAGAAUGACAUUGCUGUACGCACUAACGGGGACCAAGCCUCCUGUGAGACCAAGCUGCUGAAAUUCACCGUGAUCAAGACCACAUCAAAUAUGAUUAUGCUGAAGUGGGAACCUUUCUGGCCUUUAGACUUCAGAGACCUUUUGGGUUUUAUGGUUCUCUACAAAGAGGCGCCAUAUAAGAACGUGACAGAGUUUGACGGACAGGACGCUUGUGGCUCUAACAGCUGGGCGAUUGCUGAUGUUGAUCCUCCAUCCCGUUCCACGGACAGCAAGAAAGCAGACAAUCCAGGGCACCUGAUCCGACCAUUGAAGCCCUGGACCCAGUAUGCCAUUAUGAUCAAAACUCAACUGUCUGCAUCUGAUGAGCACCAGGUUCAUGGAGCCAAGAGCGAGAUCAUCUAUGUCCGCACCAAUGCCUCCAAACCCUCUGUGCCUCUGGACCCCAUCUCUUCCUCCAACUCCUCCUCUCAGAUCAUCCUGAAGUGGAAGCCUCCCACCAGUCCCAACGGCAACAUCACCCACUACCGGGUCAUCUGUCGUAAGCAGCCUGAAGACAACGACCUCAAAAAGUUUGACUACUGUCUACAAGGAAUGAAGCUGCCGUCUCGUACCCCGACCCACCUGGACAGCGAGGACGAGCAGAAGUGGAACCACACAGAUGAGCCCGCCUCAGGAGGAAGGUGCUGUGCCUGUCCUAAGACAGACAACCAGCUAAAGAAGGAGCAAGAGGAGAAAGAGUUCCAAAAGACCUUUGAGAACUACCUCCACAAUGAAGUCUUUUCGAGCAGACCAUCUCGUCGGCGACGCUCAGUGGGAGUUGCCAAUGCAACUGAAACCUCUUUCUUCCUCACGAAACUCCCCAUUCUGCCAUUCGGCUCCACCACAGCCACUCCUGAAGACGAGGACACGGAGGGAUCCAAGGUGGAGCUGAAGGUGUUCUCAAAGGAGUCAACAAUCAUCUCCAACCUGCACCACUUUACCAGUUAUAAGAUUGAGAUCAUGGCCUGCAACCAUCCUACAGACCUCAAACGCUGCAGCAUGGCUACUUAUGUCAGUGCUCGAACUAUGCCAGAGGAGAAAGCAGACGACAUCCCAGGCCCUGUGACCCAUGAGAUAGUGACAGCUGAGCCUCCCUACGUGUUUAUUAAAUGGAAUGCACCUCUCUCCCCUAAUGGCCUCAUCAUCCUGUAUGAGGUGUUCUACAGGAAGGUUGGAGACACAGAGGUUCACACAGCUUGUGUGUCACGCCCAGCCUACCUCAAGUCAGGUGGCACAAAGCUUUCGCUCGUACAACCUGGAAACUACAGCGUGAGGGUCCGCGCCACCUCUUUGGCAGGAAAUGGCUCCUUUACAGAAACCACUUACUUCUUCAUGCCCAACCCGGAUCAAGGUUUAAUUUGGAUCGUGAUUGGUCCAGUCAUCUGCUUCAUCAUGCUGCUGUUUGUGGGAGGCGGAGUCUUUGUCAUCUUUAAAAAGCGGCAAACAGAAGGCCCAACAGGACCUCUUAUCGCCUCCUCAAACCCUGAGUACCUCAGCGCCAACGAUGUGUAUGUUCCCGAUGAGUGGGAGGUGCCUCGGGAGAAGAUCACAGUGCUCAGAGAGUUGGGUCAGGGCUCCUUCGGCAUGGUGUACGAGGGAAUCGCUAAAGACAUCAUCAAAGGAGACCCUGACACGCGCGUAGCCGUCAAGACUGUCAAUGAAUCGGCCAGCCUGCGCGAGAGGAUCGAGUUCCUAAACGAAGCCUCCGUCAUGAAGGCUUUCAGCUGUCACCACGUGGUACGUCUGUUAGGUGUUGUGUCCAAAGGUCAGCCCACCCUGGUAGUGAUGGAGCUGAUGACCCACGGUGACCUGAAGAGCUACCUGCGUAGUCUCAGGCCCGAUUCUGAGAACAACCCGUCAGGCCGUCCACCACCUACGCUGAAGGAGAUGAUCCAGAUGGCUGCAGAAAUUGCAGACGGCAUGGCCUACCUCAAUGCCAAGAAGUUUGUCCACAGAGACCUGGCAGCCAGGAACUGUAUGGUGGCAGAAGACUACACCGUCAAGAUUGGAGACUUCGGUAUGACUCGAGACAUCUAUGAGACGGAUUACUACCGUAAAGGAGGGAAGGGCCUGCUUCCCGUCAGGUGGAUGGCUCCAGAGUCUCUGAAGGACGGAGUCUUUACUGCCCACUCUGACUGCUGGUCAUUUGGUGUUGUGCUGUGGGAGAUUAGCACAUUAGCAGAGCAGCCUUACCAGGGUUUAUCCAACGAACAGGUUCUAAAGUUUGUCAUGGAUGGAGGAUACCUGGACCGGCCAGACAACUGCCCAGAGAGGAUGCACAGCCUCAUGCAGAUGUGCUGGCAGUACAACCCCAAGAUGCGACCGAUGUUCCACGAGAUCAUCGAGAUGUUGCGGGAGGACCUGCAUCCGUCUUUCCAGGAGGUCUCCUUCUUCUAUAGCGAGGAGAACAAAGUCCCAGAGACAGAGGAUUUUGACCUGGACCUGGACAACAUGGAGAGCAUCCCCCUGGACCCGUCUUCAUACUCACAGAGAGAGGAGAGCUUAGGCAGGGACAGCGGGCCCUCUGUGGCCCUUAGGGGGAACUAUGAGGAGCAUGUCCCCUACACACACAUGAACGGUGGCAAGAAAAAUGGACGAAUCUUAUCGUUGCCCAGAUCCAGCCCUUCCUAACAUUUCCUGUUUCCCAAAAGAACUUGUUUAACCUGUCCCUCUUUCCCUUCCCAUCCUUCUUUCUCUUCCAGUCCAUUUUUUUCUGUAUCCUUCAUGUUCCUCUCAUCAUUUUCUAAUGAUUUUCUUAUUCUUGGAGAAGCACUUCAAACACAACCCCACCCCCCCCAACCCUUCCCCGCAGAUCUCAGGACUUUUUAUUUUCUUCCUCGUGGCUGCCAAACACAGGCAAGCAAGGGAUGCAAACACGGUGUAACACUUUUUUAACUUCCUCCACAACACAUUGGAUUUUCUAUCACCAUAUUACCUAUCUAUUCUUUUUCACUAUUGCCACGUUUCCAGGACUCCUUGUGGUGGAAACGGAGAGAGUAAAAAAAAAAACUGUGAACACAACAAACCUUAGACAACCAAGAAGGCUGCUUACGCUCAACCUCCUCAAGACUUGUCCACCUUCUUCUCCCCACCAAUCUGCAUUUCCACAUUUCUGUGCUUUUUUUUUUUUUUUUCCUGCAAGUGAAAUCUUGUUACUCAGAUAGUGGCCUUUUUGUAUGUGGCCUAUAAACAAAGAGAAGUGUCUAUCAGCGCUUACUAAUUUCCUUUUGAACAAUGACUUAAUCAGUUUGGAACGGUGGGAUGACUUGCAAAGACUUGAUCCUAGAACAAACAUCUAUUCCUAGAGGAAUGUUUUUGUUUUUUUUUCUUUUUUUGUUGUUUUGUUGUUGUUGUUUUUUUGGUUCUGCAGAAUUCCAAACUACACACAGAUUCAUCGGGUGUUUGGUGAAUAGUUUUAAUUUAUUUGCUUUUAUUGUUAUUUUCUCUUCUCUUUUCUUCUUUUCUUUCUCAGUUUUAUUUCUGUGUCCUCACUUAUAUGGCUGAAGGAUAUUUAAACAGUUAAGAAUUGGACAAAAGAGUUCCUCAGACUGACCAAUAGCUGCUGCUUUGAUAUAUUUUAGUGGGUAUAUAAAUAUAUAAAUAUAUAUAUAUAUAAUAUAUAUAGUAUAUAUGGAAUGUUGGUAUUUGCCAAUAUUUUAUAUAUAAUAUAUGAUAUAUUGAUGUUUUUGUAAAUAUUUCACAUUUGUAAUAUUUUUCAUCAGAAGUUUUGCUAGUAUUUUGUUUUGCCAGGUUUUUUCUUUCUGGGUUUUUUUUAAUUUUCUUAUUUUUAUAGCCCCAGAAAUCACACUAAUCUACCAUCAGUGCUCUCUGCGUCUUAGGCCUCCAGUCCCACCACCCCUCCCUCUUUGAGUAGUUGGAGAAAGCCCCGAAAUAUUGUCAACUCGCUGCAUCAUGGUUUUUUUUUUUUUUAAUUUUCGAAAUAUCUCGCUCCCACUGAGAGCUGUCAAUAUUUGGUGGCAACUUUACACUAACCAUACGGAAAAUGAAAAACAAAAACGUAUGGAAUAACCAAAAACUAAAGCUUUAUAAAAGGGCAAUGAGGUCUUUCUAGGUGGAAGUGCGCCUGAUGUGUGUUUGUCUCUGUGUCUGCUGUCUCUCUCUGGUCAGAUCAGGUUUAUUACGUCUUUCGUGUCAUUGUGCUGGCCGUCGGAGUCAUCGUGAACUGUCAUUGAGGUUAUAGGGAGUAUCGAGCUUGUUUUCGCCUUGUGAUUGUACUUCCUCAUGUUAGCAUAACAAUAAUGUUUUUUUUUCCAGUUGCGUCAGUGCUGCUCGUAUGAGGGCAGGGUGGGAAAUUAACACCAGCUCUCAGCCAAAUGCAGGUGAAGUAGAUGAUGAGGCAGUUUUGUUUUUUAAAUCAGAGAGAGAGAGGUAGAAUUCCCUUCCCAUCGGACCUGAGGUCUGGCACAGUUCAGGACUCUCACUGUUAGAUGGAGGGUUUUUUAUUAAAUUCACACAUUACGGUCCCCUCUCAUUGUCGUACCGUUAGGUUUGCUCUACACUGCAUGCUCUCCCCUCCUCAGUCUUCCCGACGCUUCCCAUUGGCUGCUGAACUCAAAAUCAGGCUGUUGGAAAUUUCCACGUUUUGCGGCGGAGGGUUGGAGAGAAAUACGGAAAGUUCCAACUGUAUUCAGAGUCCACAGCAGGUAGUGGAGAGAGAGAGAGGAGAGGGAGGGAGGGGUGCGCAGCGCAGUCUCUCUAUCUUUCAGUGUGUCUGAGAGAGCAGCAGUGUGUGAGUGAUUGUUAAUCCUAUUAUUCUCUCUGCUAUCACAUGCAGUUAGGCAGCCAGGACACAGUGUGCAGCAGCUAUUUCACUCAGGUCUGACAUUCCAGGAUAUAGUUGGAACUGCUCGUUCCCUCGCCUUCCCCUCCACCUCCACCUCCACCUGCCAGCCUGCCUGCUGGCAAAGCUGAUACCAUCACCACACCCCAUCAGAUUCAGAACACACACACACACACACACACAAGACUUCUUGUUUUUCCCUCUUAAUAAUUGAAUAUCUAAAGUUUGUCCCUCCUGUCGGGAAUCAAAAACAUUCCUGUCAACUGUACCCCAGCGCUAAGGAAAAGUUCGUUGUUGACCCCUGAGGUCAUUAAUUCACCAAGGCCAUCACAGCAGAUCCUCUGUAUACACUCUUGUCUCGCUGUCACUACGGGAGUCGAUGACAUGAGAGAUGAUGAGCUUUUGUUAUGUUUUUUUUUUUUGUUUCUUCCCGGAUACACACACACACACACAUACCGGUGUGGUUGCCAAUCUAGCCGAACAGCAUUCAGCACUUAUAGUAUAGCCAAAGUGUUGGCAGCUUUCUGUCAACAACGGGAACCCGCAGAAUCAGAGUCAGAGAAAGCAGAGAAGCUGCCUCCAUAUUUUACCAGUGCCUUCUCAAACCCAGAGCCACGUCUAGGCUAGUUAGUAACACACACACACACGCACACAUAAACAGGCCUCUGUGCGCUCUCUGUAUUUUUUCUCAUGAGGCAGGAGGCGCAUAGAAAUCGAAGCUGCAUCUACAUUUGUGUUUGUAGGCUUGCUCUUUGCUGGAAGAGAAGAAGUCUUUGGGGCGAUCUAUUUUUAUUUUGAAUUGUUUUCUUUCAGCUUGUUGCCAGCGUUAAGGUUUGAACGCUAAUGUUCCGACCUAAUGUUUUUAGCGGUGACACUGUGGAUUGGCCGGAGUCCGUGCUGUUUGGCACUCAGAGGCGCGUUAUGAUGUAGAUUUUAGCUAAUUAUUCUGAGGUUACAAUCUUGGGCUUUUGUACUUUGUAAAUAAUCUGUGACAUAGUUUGGAAAAUAAAAGCAGAAAAAAAAAGAUCUAAAAAAUGUUUUUUAAAAAUCUGAUGCCCUUCAGUUUUGCGUACAUGACAGAAAAAUGGUGGACUGUAGCUUGGUCACAACUCCGCAUUACAUAUUGAUACUACAUCCUUAUCUUAGUAGCAAACUGUUUUGGCAGUUAGUACAUCCUUGUACUCUGAGCGUACUUGAUUUUCCAGUAUAAACACACUACAUACUCAAAACCCUGUUUGGAUUGGUGUCUAAUAUGGAAGUGGGACAUAAGUUCUCGUUUCCACCUUGACCUAGGUUGCUUAUCUUGUGGUGGUGUUCACACGCAUAUGCAAUUUUUAAUUAAGAUGGUGCCCAUAUCUUUGAAAUACCAGAUAUUUAUUUUGUUAUGAUCAUUGUCAUUGUAUAAGAAGAACACAGUUAGCUUUUUAGUCAAGCAUUUUUAAGGUGUUUUGAGAGUGGUGCGAUGUAAGACCCUAGUUUGUUAUUGUACAGGUGGAGUAGCUGGUGGUGAGCAGCAGGAGUGCUAGUUAGUUAGUUAGUUAGUUCGUUAGUUAGUUAGUAAUUGUCGUCGUCUUUGUGUUUGGCCAGAGUCUACCUCAGUGCAUAUGGAGGAAUCAGUCUAAAGAGCCUAAAUCAUCCCUGUCAGUCACUUAGUAUCCCACCAUUUAAACAAAAAAAUCUCUUUAUCAUACAUUACCAACACUGCUGAUGAAUUCCUUUCCCCUGUGGUGUAUUAAACCCGUCUGCCUCCUUCUGGUUCUCUCAGUUUUCUCUGCUUCUUAUGUCCUGGGGGAAGCUGUUGUCGGAGUACGACCUGUCAUAUUUUGGCCCCUUGACUUCAAGUCAUUGGUUAGAUAUUGUCCUUUAUAAUGUUUACCCCAGCACUAAAUGUGUGACACUUUAGGCAGUAAAUUGGCUUUACGGACAGUAUUUCCUUUUCAUUGUUGCUACAGUUUCUUAAAAAAAAAACUCCUCAUAAAUAGGCUUCCCCCGGGCGCUGGAAGAAUCAGCGCAGUUUUGUUGUCUGUAUCUAAUCCUCUGGACUGUAUGUAGUAGCGGCUCUACUGGUCUCUGGGGAUGUGACAUUAGCAUGAGUCAAGUGCAUAUCUGUGAUUUUUUUACAGCCAAGGCUGUGAAAGCUCAGCUCAUGCUUUAAAAAAAAAAAAAAUCACAUCUAGACUAAACCUGUUGUCUGGCAGAAAGCCCUACCCUCAUUCUUCUUCUUCUGUCAAUCUGUCUUUUUGUGGUCGAAACAGUUGGUGUUCAAAUCCCACGUCUCCUCCAGCCGCUGUGGAUUUAUUUGUCCGUUUCUCUGUUCUGAUUUUUGUUUUUGUAUGUAUAUUUUUUUUCUACUGUGAAUAUCAAGAGAUAAUCUUUAUUUUCUGUCAAUGCCAUGGAUUGGGUCUGUUUUGGCUGAUCAGGACAAUGACGUCUGGGCUGGUUAAAAAGUUUUAAAGAGGAGGACCCCCCCUCCCUUCUCUGCAAAGGAAAAAAAAAAAGCUGGACUGGGACAAUCCUGUGUGCCAUAAUAACUAUUAACAGACAUGAAAUCUAGAUUGUAACUUUUCGUCUCAGGGAGGCGGCCUGAUGCUUUGUGGUUGGAGGAUAAAGAGGAUGAGGAGGAAGAAGAGCUACCUACCUACCUUUUAUCUACUCUGACUGAAGCGCAAGUUCUCAGCAUCCUUGCAAAAAGCAAAAUGGAGAUGAUAAGCCCAAGGACAAGUUUUCAACAACAAAAACCCAAACACCCUCUUUUCACAAAAAAAUCUCUCUCUCUCUCUCUCUGACGUGACAUGGUCUGGUCUGCCCUCUAGCGGUUGGAUGGGAGCAUUGCAGGUCAGGGGUUGGCAAAGCAAACAGGGCCCACCCGACCCCAUAGUGCCUUGCUCAGACUAACGGCCCACCUUGACCCCCUUCCAUCCAGUCCACUCACCCUCUCAGAGCAGACCCGCCACUGACAGGCUUGUCUCCACCACAUCACUAAGGAGGAUUUUCCACCUCCAAACAUGAAAUGAAAAUACAGGAAUUAUGUUUGUAUGUGUUCUGUGCUCUUUAGUUGCAAGUGCAGAGAGAAACAUUCAGACUGCUCGGUGAGAAAAUACUGUAAUUUGGAUUACAUGACAGAUUAUUGUUUUUUUUUGGGGGGGGGGGUUUCCAAAAAAAAAAAAAAAAAAGAAAUGUUGAACUUGUGUCUCUACUCUGCUAAGCUCUGGCUUGCUUUGUGCAUGGAAAAUGAAUUAUCUAUACCAGCGGAUAGCUUGAUAAUUUGACGCGUACUGAUUUUUGCUUCUCAUCAGUCUGUUUUGACAGCGACGCCCCCAAAGCACAUGCAAAAACCCAUGAUUAAGACAAGUGAUUGCAUUACAGUUGGGAAUUUCCAUUUGAAAUGCGUUCAGUUGCUCCAUGACUUUCAAGAAAUGAACUGAUUAAUAAGCUCUUAACUGUAAAUAGCAGCGAAUCCCCCUGAGAAAUGAAAGCACUUAACUUUAGGGAAGUUUAGGUUUGUUUUGUUGAGCUCUGAUGACCUAAAAAGCGGUUGGGCAGAGAAUGCUAGUAACACAGCGCAGGGUGAGAACAAAGCAUUGUAUGUAUUAUUGUUUUGUUUUAAAGAAAGAAAAAAGUAUUACAUUUUAGAGAUGUUGAUUUCUAUUUUUUUUAGCCAAAGUAUGGAGGGCAAAUACAAUUACUUUUUCUGACUGUAAACUUUUACUACUCUUGUACAUUAUGAAUUUAACAUUGUUAUCAAUGUGUAUAUAACUUUUUUUCUAAAUUUAAAAAAAGAUAGAUGUUUUGUUUUUGUUUUUUUUUUUGUUGUAUUUCAUGACACAACCCACUACACCGAAAAGAGCAGAGUCGAAUAUGUCAGUGUAUUUAAACAGGAGCAGCACAACUCCAGUCUGAGGGCAAAAAAAAAAAAAAAAAA
Larimichthys crocea (large yellow croaker) is the source of this 10314-nucleotide messenger RNA. It is a transcript of the gene insrb, whose product is annotated as insulin receptor b. Gene Ontology annotation, biological process: positive regulation of kinase activity; positive regulation of MAPK cascade; positive regulation of phosphatidylinositol 3-kinase/protein kinase B signal transduction. The record is from RefSeq and is a predicted model, not a curated record. The transcript is spliced from 23 exons. Gene Ontology annotation, molecular function: insulin receptor substrate binding; phosphatidylinositol 3-kinase binding; ATP binding. Bases 110 to 4222 code for a protein of 1370 amino acids. NCBI's taxonomy places the organism in Eukaryota, Metazoa, Chordata, Actinopteri, Sciaenidae. Gene Ontology annotation, cellular component: insulin receptor complex; plasma membrane; axon.